Molecule: messenger RNA, 1092 nt
Organism: Xyrauchen texanus (razorback sucker)
Lineage: Eukaryota; Metazoa; Chordata; Actinopteri; Cypriniformes; Catostomidae
Gene: srsf3b
Product: serine and arginine rich splicing factor 3b
Exons: 6
Coding region: 111-602 (163 amino acids)
Biological process (GO): mRNA splicing, via spliceosome
Cellular component (GO): nuclear speck
Molecular function (GO): RNA binding
Source: RefSeq, a predicted model, not a curated record
UGCGUCUGUAUAUGUUCUCAUACGUUCGGAUUUCCUCCCAGCGCCAUUUUAGAGCGGACCAAAAAGAGACCAACGUUUCAAACACACGCGAUUUCACGUAAAUUUGAGUCAUGCAUCGGGAUUGCCCUCUGGACUGUAAAGUGUACGUUGGGAAUUUGGGUAACAAUGGGAAUAAAUCAGAACUGGAGAGAGCUUUCGGCUACUACGGACCCCUGAGGACCGUCUGGGUGGCCAGGAAUCCCGCUGGCUUUGCAUUUGUGGAGUUUGAAGAUCCUCGAGAUGCGACCGACGCCGUCAGAGAGCUGGACGGACGGACCCUUUGCGGUUGCCGAGUGAGAGUGGAGCUGUCCAACGGUGAGAAACGAACUCGGAACCGGGGUCCACCUCCUUCCUGGAGCCGACGCCCACGUGAUGACUACCGAAGACGUAGUCCGCCCCCCAGGCGCAGAUCUCCAAGGAGGAGGAGCUUCAGUCGUAGUCGUAGCAGAUCUCCUUCCAGAGAGCGCAGGAGGGAGAGAUCUCUGUCCCGUGACAGGAACCACAAGCCCUCUCGAUCUUUCUCACGAUCAAGGAGUCGUUCCAGAUCUAAUGAACGAAAAUGAACUUCAAUGCUGAAAACAUCAUGAUGGCAACCUCGACGCAGAUCAAACGUCUUUAAACUUCGAUAAAGACUUUAAUGCCCCAGAGUCCGUAUGAGUCCCUCGUGUUUUUUGUAUUUACAUCAGUUAUUUUAGCGGUUCUGUUUUCUUCUGUGGUUACGGUCGUGGUGCUACUGUGUGUUUUGCAGGUGUGACGCUUCACUUAAUGCAUCAGGAUUCCAUCGCACACUUUUAAUUUUGUUGGCUGUGUAAGAGGGGGUGGAUAUGAAGGGUUCUUCUCUGAUUGAUACUGCUGCCCUGACCUUAUUUCCUUUGGUUUAAAGUUUUUAUUUGCGUUACUGUGCGAUCAGGACAGCGGCAGUAGAGGGGGGAUAUUGUAACGGCACUAUGACGGCAGCAGGGGAAGCAACGAAGAACGUUUUCUUUUUUCUUUCUUCUAGUGUUUGUACCCUUUUUGUAAUGUUGAUCUGGAUUAAAACCCAUUACACAAUAA